ACGAGAGGCAGGCGGUUCCUCCGGUGACAUCAGGAGCUCUCUGAUUAUAAAUGCAGCAUGGAUGCGUGUACAAAGCCCUUUCCGAACUCAGAAGGACUCUGUAGCUGAGAAGAGUGGGCCGGUCACUGCUGCAAUAAUCAUGGCACCAGCAAAGAAGAAUAUUUUGGAGCGUCUGGAUGCAGGGGAGGUGGUUAUCGGAGACGGAGGCUUUGUCUUCGCCCUGGAGAAGAGAGGCUACGUCAAGGCUGGUCCGUGGACACCUGAGGCUGCAGCCGAGCACCCUGAAGCGGUGCGGCAGCUGCACAGGGAGUUCCUGCGGGCUGGCUCCAAUGUCAUGCAGACGUUCACUUUUUACGCGAGCGAUGAUAAGCUGGAGAACAGAGGCAACACUCAGCGCUUCACGGGGCAGCAGAUAAACGAAGCAGCUUGUGACCUGGCCAAGGAGGUGGCCAAUGAGGGGGAUGCUCUGGUGGCGGGAGGAGUCUCUCAGACUCCCUCCUACCUCAGCUGCAAGAGUGAGAAUGAUGUGAAGGCCAUCUUCAAGAAGCAGAUCGAUGUCUUUGUGCAGAAAAAUGUGGACUUCUUGAUUGCAGAGUACUUUGAGCAUGUGGAAGAGGCCGAGUGGGCUGUUCAGGUGUUGAAGACGACCGGCAAACCUGUGGCAGCGACUCUCUGCAUCGGACCUGAAGGAGACCUGAACGGAGUCGGCCCCGGAGACUGUGCUGUCAGACUGGUCAAAGCUGGGGCUCAGAUUGUGGGCAUCAACUGCCACUUUGACCCCGACACCUGUGUGAAGACUGUGAAGAUGAUGAAGGAGGGAGUGGAGAAGGCCGGACUGAAGGCUCACUACAUGACCCAGCCCCUGGCCUACCACACUCCUGACUGCAACCGCCAGGGAUUCAUCGACCUGCCAGAGUUCCCUUUCAGUCUGGAGCCGAGGAUCCUGAGCAGAUGGGACAUGCAGAAAUAUGCCCGUGAAGCUUACAAUGCCGGCGUUCGUUUCAUCGGUGGCUGCUGUGGAUUUGAACCGUAUCACAUCCGUGCCUUGGCUGAGGAGCUGGCACCUGAGAGGGGCUUCCUGCCUGCAGGCUCCGAGAAGCAUGGCACCUGGGGUAGUGGCCUGGAGAUGCACACGAAGCCUUGGGUCAGAGCCAGGGCUCGUCGUGACUACUGGGAGAAGCUGAACCCUGCGUCCGGCCGCCCCUACUGCCCCUCCAUGUCCAUUCCUGACGGCUGGGGCGUCACCAAAGGCCACGCUGACCUGAUGCAACAGAAGGAGGCCACCUCCAAGGAUCAGCUGAAGGCUCUCUUUGACAAGGCCAGCCAAGGCCACUGAGCUCCCCGCUGAGACCUCUGGAAGGAGGAGGAAGCAGCAGGGGUGGCGUGUGAGAAGGCAGAUUCACACAUUCCCGAAAGUUUACGUACCAAAAAAGAUCGAAAUGCUGAAGUUCUUUCUGUCUUUUUAGGACCAUUUUUGCUCUUUGUGAAAGGCUGCUGACCUUUCAAAUUAGCUUUCCAGAGGUAACCAGCAACGUGCCUGGUUUUUAGUAAGCUUGUCACAUGUGUAAACCUUGUGAAAUGACUGACAGAGGAGAGGAGCAGCUGUGAACACACCUUAAGUAGUGCCAUUAACACUCAAAGUGCCUGACGCUUUGUGUAGCAAUAAAUAAAAAAAAAUAAAACUGAUUAUUGAACAAAACCA
Molecule: messenger RNA, 1702 nt
Organism: Amphiprion ocellaris (clown anemonefish)
Lineage: Eukaryota; Metazoa; Chordata; Actinopteri; Pomacentridae
Product: betaine--homocysteine S-methyltransferase 1-like
Exons: 8
Coding region: 62-1336 (424 amino acids)
Molecular function (GO): betaine-homocysteine S-methyltransferase activity; zinc ion binding
Source: RefSeq, a predicted model, not a curated record